AUGAUAGUGGUCGCAGUCUUCCUUCGUCUAAAGGGUAUCUCCAUCUACACGUACAUCGAUGAUUGGCUCUUGGUUUUCGCUGUCACAAGUUUCCUACCCCUGAUCAAGGGGAAGUGUGUCACGGUCUUCACGGGCAAUACUACUGCCCUCAGCUAUGUAAACAAGCAAAAGGGCACCGUCUCCCAACGCCUCUGCGACCUCGCCCUCCGGUUAGGGGACUUCUGCAUUGCCCACAACGUUUUCCUAGUCGCCACGCACAUCCCGGGGCACAUGAAUGUGCCGGUGGAUUACCUGAUAAAUAAUACCAAAUUCAUCAACUGUUUUUUAAAUAACUUGGUAUCUUUCUCCUUCCAGCCUCUUUUGAAGCCGUCACCUUGGAGUAACCAUCAGAACAGUGGUUGGAGCACUGGAAACAUGUCCUGGGGAAGUAUUCAUGGUAGAGACCACCGUAGAACUGGAAACACGGGAAUUCCAGGAACCAUGAACCAGAUUUCUCCUUUGAAGAAACCGUUUUCUGGUAACGUCAUAGCUCCACCUAAAUUUACACGUUCUACUCCGUCAUUGACACCAAAAUCGUGGAUUGAAGACAAUGUUUUCCGAACAGACAGCAACAGUAACACGCUCUUACCCUUACAGGAUCGAAACAGAAUGUAUGACAGUCUGAACAUGCACUCAUUGGAGAAUUCCCUUAUUGAUAUAAUGAGAGCUGAGCAUGAUCCUCUUAAAGGUCGCUUGAAUUAUCCACAUCCAGGGACUGACAAUCUUCUAAUGUUAAAUGCAAGGAGUUAUGGGCGAAGACGAGGUCGUUCUUCACUCUUCCCAAUAGAUGAUGGGUUGCUGGAUGAUGGUCAUACUGAUCAAGUUGGUGUGUUGAAUUCACCUACAUGCUAUUCUGCUCAUCAAAAUGGAGAACGAAUAGAACGCUUCUCUCGAAAAGUGUUUGUUGGUGGUCUUCCACCAGACAUUGAUGAAGAUGAAAUUACUGCUAGCUUCAGACGAUUUGGACCUCUGGUGGUUGACUGGCCUCACAAAGCAGAAAGCAAAUCCUAUUUCCCCCCUAAAGGUUAUGCAUUCCUCCUUUUCCAAGAGGAGAGUUCUGUCCAGGCACUGAUUGAUGCCUGCAUUGAAGAAGAUGGAAAGCUCUAUUUGUGUGUUUCUAGCCCCACCAUCAAGGAUAAGCCAGUCCAAAUCCGUCCCUGGAACUUAAGCGAUAGUGACUUUGUAAUGGAUGGUUCGCAACCUCUGGACCCUCGGAAAACUAUCUUUGUGGGUGGUGUCCCCAGGCCAUUAAGAGCUGUGGAGUUGGCCAUGAUAAUGGACCGACUCUAUGGUGGAGUUUGUUACGCAGGAAUUGAUACAGAUCCUGAACUGAAAUACCCAAAAGGUGCUGGGCGAGUUGCUUUCUCCAAUCAGCAGAGCUACAUUGCUGCCAUUAGUGCUCGGUUUGUUCAACUUCAACAUGGCGAUAUUGAUAAACGAGUGGAGGUGAAGCCAUACGUGCUGGAUGACCAGAUGUGUGACGAAUGCCAGGGUGCAAGGUGCGGUGGGAAGUUUGCUCCGUUUUUCUGUGCCAAUGUCACUUGCCUGCAGUAUUACUGUGAGUUCUGCUGGGCGAACAUCCAUUCUCGGGCAGGACGUGAAUUCCAUAAGCCAUUGGUUAAGGAAGGGGCUGACCGCCCCCGCCAGAUCCACUUCCGCUGGAACUGAGCUAGAUCCGUCAAGAUCCCUGUCAGGAAAGAAGAAUGCAUGUGGCCUACUGUGUUUGACGAAAAUGACAUGCAGAAGAAAUAAGUGCAUUUUUCUGCUUCUUACCCCAACUCUCAAUACAUGCAUCUUUUUCAGCAGCCAAAACACUACAAAGCCUCUUGUUUUUCACCAAAACCCUACAUCUCAGGCUUACUGAUUUUUGUGAUAUUUUCAUGUUAAAAUUAAAAAAAAUGUUUUUUUGUAUUUUUCGCCAACUUAUUUUUAUAUGUAAAUUUAAACCUAGAUAUGAGAAUGUUUUUGCGUAGGGGCACAGAGUCUGCUGCUAUAUUUAGUGGGUGAAGCGUGCACUUAUUUCUAAACAUGGGUUUUUAAACUUCAAGAUCUGCCCCAGUAAUUUACCAAAGGUAGCAAAAAUAGUAAAGAUGGAAUAU
Molecule: messenger RNA, 2138 nt
Organism: Gekko japonicus
Lineage: Eukaryota; Metazoa; Chordata; Lepidosauria; Squamata; Gekkonidae
Product: cytoplasmic polyadenylation element-binding protein 2-like
Exons: 12
Coding region: 1-1707 (568 amino acids)
Biological process (GO): negative regulation of cytoplasmic translation
Cellular component (GO): nucleus; synapse; neuron projection
Molecular function (GO): ribosome binding; mRNA regulatory element binding translation repressor activity; mRNA 3'-UTR binding
Source: RefSeq, a predicted model, not a curated record